This is a messenger RNA of Phymastichus coffea, 3230 nucleotides long. RefSeq lists its product as uncharacterized. NCBI's taxonomy places the organism in Eukaryota, Metazoa, Arthropoda, Insecta, Hymenoptera, Eulophidae. The transcript is spliced from 3 exons. Bases 619 to 2691 code for a protein of 690 amino acids. Gene Ontology annotation, molecular function: DNA-binding transcription factor activity; RNA polymerase II cis-regulatory region sequence-specific DNA binding. The record is from RefSeq and is a predicted model, not a curated record. Gene Ontology annotation, biological process: regulation of transcription by RNA polymerase II.
GCCAGUCCCUCUGCAUCCGAGCGUUUGUUUGGUUUUCCUCCUUGUCGUCGUCUGUGCGUGCAAGUUCGCCGGUAGCCGAGACUGCACAGUGAGUCUUGGCCGACGGGCGCAGCAGUACUAGUGGACCUGCGGGUGGUGAUGGAGACUCGCGAGGGAUCGGUAAUGUGACGCGCAAGGAUCGGCGUCGAGAAGUGCAGUAGCGAGCGCGCGCGAGUGCCACUGGAGAGCGGCGUCGGGACACGACAACGACGACGACGACGACGACGAAGGAAGCUCGCAGGAACGCGCAAGAGAAGUUGGCCGGAUGAAAAUGACGUCGACUAGGACGGGCGCUGCUGCCACACGGCCGGGCUCGAGCUGCCCAGCGUCGCCAUCUGGCUACUAGCCGAGCCGAGCAGUCUCCGGUUGAUGACCGGCUGGCCGCUCCUCGUCUCACGAGCAGCCCUCGAGCUUCCUUUGCUCUUCUCCGCCGCGCAGUGCUGCGCUGCCCGUGGAACUCAGCUGCUAACUAAAGAGACCGAGUGGCGCGCGAGGAUGUAGAGAGGAUAAGCGCGUCGAUCGACCAGUCAACCGGGCAAUACUCAGCGAGCGAACCAAGGAAUACUUAAGCGAUCAGCGAUGGACCUGACCGAGGCGUUUGCGCCUAGCCAGGCGGGCGGCGCGACGGCCGCCGAGGAGAAGACCACGGAUUACUUCGACUUCGUGGUGUCGCCAGAGCCGCACGGCGACGCCAACGACGAGGAGCACUUCCUGCACAGAGCCGGCUGCCGGACGACGAUAAGCUUCCUGAACGAGGCUCGCCUGCACGACGGCUUCAUGCAGAAGGAGACCAACAACAACACGCUGACGGCGCUGCCGCCGGUGUCGACGAUCACCGGCUCGCUCGGCCACAUCGCCCACCACAACCAGAGGAACCGAUGCGGCCUCGGCGCCGACGAGCCCGUGCCCAUGGACCAGUCGGACUACUGGGUGAGCGAGGACGCCAAGGAGCAGACCUGCAGCAUCCUCCUGGAGGACCUCAACAAGUACUGCUGGACCACGCAGCCGGGCUCCGCCGGCGGCGACCACCACGCCGGCGCCGGCCUGCUCGACCAGCGGCGGGGCUCGCCGCUGAGCGGCACGCUGCAGGUGCAGCAGCAGCAGCAGCAGCAGCAGCAGCAGCAGCAACAGCAGCAGCAGCAGCGCCAACGCCAGCAGCACCAGCAGCGCGACGUCGAGGACCGACAAAACACCGACGGCGCCAUCUACACGCUGACGGUGCUCAACUCGGAGGCCAACUCGAUGGACGGCCUGGAGAACUGCUGCAAGAGCCCGGGCGGCGGCCCCGUGGGCUCGGGCCCCGACAGCUGGCGCCCCAGCAACCACCUGGACCUCGACGCCAUCCUCAACAUGGAGAGCAGCGUGAGCAUCGGCGCGGACGGCGGCGGGCCCGAGGCGAGCGGCGUGGACCCGGCGGCCACGGCCCUGGCCGCGGCCGCCGGCCAGUUCGACGAGCAGCCGGGCUUCGUGCACCAGGUGAAGGCCGAGGUGGGCGACAACAACAACGACUGGAAGCUCUCGGACCGCAACUCGCUGCAGGAGGGCGAGUCCGCCGCCGAGAGCCUGCUGCGGAACGCCCUUCAGGGCAAGCUCUACCCCGGCACGGCGAGGAUCCUGACGGGCGGUGACGUGCAGCAGCAGGUCAAGGACGAGCAGCUGCAGCCCGAGGAGCUGCUGCUCUCGCAGCUGGACGUCGACGGGGCCUACCGGAGCGCCGACUACGAGAAGCUCAAGAGCAUCGCCAGCGAGGUCGUCGAGUCCUACUGCAACCUCGAGCCGGCGGUGUGCAGCGUGCCCGGCACCACGGUCAUGUACACGCUGGACCCGGCGAGCGGCAGCCUCGGCACCAUCACUCUGCCCGCCGACCUCGCGCAGGUCGGCACCGUCACUGUCGUCACCACCGCUCCGCCCCCGCAGGACGUGCUGCUGCAAGACACUCGGCACGGCGAGCAGCAGCAGCAGCAGCAGCAACAGCAACAGCAGCAGCAGCAGCCGCAGCAGCAGCAGGUCGUGCAGUCGGCGGCGCCGGCGAGUCAGCAGCAGCAGACGGCGAACGCGGCCACGGCGCAGCUGCAGAUCGCGACGAGCGGAGGCGGCCGAGCGAGCGGCGGCGGGGGCGGCGGCGGCGGCGGCGGCGGCGGCGCCAAGCCGGCCAAGAAGUACGUGCGGCGCUCGAAAGCCAACAGCGGCGCGAACGGCGGCGCGGGCGGCGCCGGCGGGGCCGCCGGGCCCGGUGCCAACGCGAGUCCCGGCGGUGGGUCCGGCUCGCCGGGCAGCGGCAGCGCCUCCACCGUGACGACGCAGCGCAAGGAGCGCUCGCUGCACUACUGCAGCAUCUGCAGCAAGGGCUUCAAGGACAAGUACAGCGUGAACGUGCACAUCAGGACGCACACCGGCGAGAAACCCUUCUCGUGCUCGCUCUGCGGCAAGAGCUUCCGGCAGAAGGCCCACCUGGCCAAGCACUACCAGACCCACGUGACGCAGAAGCCCAGCAGCGUGGCGGCCCAGGCUGCGCAGGCGGCGGCCGCGCAGGCGCAGGCCAGCGCGCAGGCCAACGGCACUGCGCCCGCCAGUCCCGCGUCGCAGGGCCAGCAGCCCGUGGUCGCCGAGCAGAUCGUCGCCGCGGCCGCCGACUCGCAGAUCGGCAGCUAGCGAGCCUGCCCAGCCGCGCCUCCUCCCGACUGAGCCUCGGCUCGGCCGAACGCUCGCUCGCUCAGCGCCUCGGCGCCGGUCCAAGUACAAAUCGGCAGCCGCUGCUCUGCCGCUCGCUCGCCUAUCUCUCUCUCUCUCUCUCUCUCUCGACCUCGCGGGUGCGCUCAGCGCCUCCGACCUCGACGAUCGGAUGGCUCGUGCCCGCUUCACCGGCCGCCGUGCUAGUUUAUGUUAAUCAGCGACCAAACACAUUCUAAUGGCGAAUCGUCAAUGAUGAAGCUUUACACCUGACGCAGCCCCGUCGCCGUCUCAAUUGUGCCUACGGACGGCUCUGAAGCUCUAUCACUGCACCACCAAGAUUGACAGCAAAAUACUCAUACCCAACAGAUUGUACUGACGUUUAAUCCCCUGUUCUGUAAAUAAUUACGUAUCAAUUUCAAGAAAAUUUAUGAGAUUUUUUCCAAAUCUUUGACGUUAUACGAAUCCUCUUUUACAGGAUUCAAAGCGAUCUGAAACAUUGCCAAUCACAUGACAUUUUA